AUGGGUGCUGUACGCUCUGAAUGUCAGGCAAACUACAAGCGUAACAGGUUCUACACUCUUCUAACUGGCUCCCUGGAUUCUCUUGGUCUAGAAGUAAAUGCUGAUGUGACCCUUAAUAAUCAGCAAAGCCGAGCUGCUCACAAAGCUACUUUAAAGCUUAGCCAAGAUGGUCUGUCUACCAGUGCAACAACCAGUGUCAACUUUAAACCCUUAAUGCUAGAGAAUGAGUUUAAUGCUGGAAUUGGAAGUUCGGGAGCGGUGAUGAAAAUGAUGGCAAAUGGACGAUACCGAGAGCACAGCACCAAGAUUUCUGUUGAUGGAAAAGUUUCCAUGAUGGAACUGUCUUUGGGUAGUGUCUAUCAAGCUACAAUUCUUGGUUUAGACAGUAAGAAUCUUCUCAACUUUAAGAUUAGCCGAGAAGGACUUAAAUUCUCAAACAACCUAAUGGGCUCAUAUGAUCAGGUGAAACUUGAACACAGCAAUGAUUUAAGCAUUGUGGGCACUACAUUACAGUUUACCUCUAAGUUUGAAAAUUCCUUAAGCUCUGACAAGUUCCACAAGCACAGAUUUGACUUCCAGAUGCAGCCCUACACUAUGAUAUCUUUAUUGAAUAAUGAACUACAAUAUGGCUCCUUGGAAUUAACCAACGGUGCUCAGCUUCAACUUGAAUUGUUCAAGUUAAAUAUCAAUGGCAAUGUCAGAGGUGCAUUUAACAAAGAUGAAAUAAAACAUUCCUAUGGAUUCUCGAUUGGAAACAUGGCUGCAAGCCUGAACACAGACACUGUUGCAAAUAUACAAGGAACAGCUCACACACAUAGAUUUUCCCUUGAUAUUGCUGGUCUCUCAGCCUCACUUAGCAGCAACACAAACUGUGAAGCAAAAUCUAUGCGCUUCAGCAACAUGAUCCGUUCUGUUGUGGAGCCGUUCACCAUUACCAUUGACUCUCAGACCAAUGGAGAUGGGAGACUGCUGAUCUUUGGAGAACAAUCAGGACAGCUUUACAGUAAAUUCAUCCUAAAAGCCGAGCCUCUUUCUUUCAACUUAGUCCAUAAUUACCGAGGAUCCACCAGACAUUCAUUAGGUACAGGCUAUACACACGAGACCCUUCUAGACUACAAAAUCAACCUUUGUUCACACCAGCAGAGCAGUUAA
Messenger RNA from Staurois parvus, 1152 nucleotides. The record is from the annotation of a GenBank genome assembly. NCBI's taxonomy places the organism in Eukaryota, Metazoa, Chordata, Amphibia, Anura, Ranidae.